Messenger RNA from Helicoverpa armigera (cotton bollworm), 2560 nucleotides. It is a transcript of the gene Pabp, whose product is annotated as poly(A) binding protein. NCBI's taxonomy places the organism in Eukaryota, Metazoa, Arthropoda, Insecta, Lepidoptera, Noctuidae. Gene Ontology annotation, molecular function: mRNA 3'-UTR binding; poly(A) binding; poly(U) RNA binding. Bases 216 to 2051 code for a protein of 611 amino acids. The record is from RefSeq and is a predicted model, not a curated record. The transcript is spliced from 3 exons. Gene Ontology annotation, cellular component: ribonucleoprotein complex; cytosol; nucleus.
GUAAAAUAAAAAAAAAAAAACAAAAAAAUACAUAAAAUCCAAAAAAAUAGUAAAAUAACAAAAUUUUAACGGGAAUCACUUGAUUUUAAGUUAGUGUACGUAAGCGUGCAACGUGGUCUGAGGAAUGCGAUAGUCAUUAUAAAGAGAAAGUGAAGUUGAUCUUUGCCUACGUUUAAGUUAAUGUCGACGUAAACUGCUACAGUGAAAUUAUAAAAAUGAAUCCUGGUCCACCCAAUUACCCUAUGGCAUCUUUGUAUGUCGGGGAUUUACACUCCGAUAUUACCGAGGCCAUGUUGUUUGAGAAAUUUUCUACCGCUGGUCCGGUCCUUUCAAUACGCGUAUGUCGCGAUAUGAUAACUCGUAGAUCCUUAGGCUAUGCUUAUGUUAACUUUCAGCAACCUGCCGAUGCUGAAAGAGCUUUGGACACUAUGAAUUUUGAUAUGAUCAAAGGAAGACCUAUUAGAAUCAUGUGGUCCCAACGAGAUCCAUCUCUUCGCAAAUCUGGCGUUGGGAAUGUUUUUAUUAAAAAUCUUGACAAAACCAUUGACAACAAAGCCAUGUAUGACACUUUUUCUGCAUUUGGAAAUAUUCUAAGCUGCAAAGUUGCUCAAGAUGAAACAGGUGCCUCUAAGGGAUAUGGAUUUGUUCAUUUUGAGACUGAGGAGGCUGCUAACAAAUCCAUAGAAAAAGUAAAUGGAAUGCUUUUAAAUGGGAAAAAGGUUUACGUGGGUAGAUUUAUUCCACGUAAGGAACGUGAAAAGGAACUCGGUGAAAAGGCUAAGUUGUUCACCAAUGUGUAUGUCAAGAACUUUGGAGAAGAUUUUAGUGAUGAAAUGCUUAAAGACAUGUUUGAAAAAUAUGGCCGAAUUACCAGCCAUAAAGUAAUGUAUAAAGAUGACGGAACAUCCAGAGGUUUCGGAUUCGUUGCAUUUGAAGAUCCAGAUGCUGCCGAGAGAGCAUGCAUGGAGUUGAAUGGAAAAGAACUUGUUGAAGGAAAGCCUUUAUAUGUAGGACGGGCUCAAAAGAAAGCAGAACGCCAGAAAGAGCUGAAGCGUAAGUUCGAACAGUUGAAGUCUGAGCGAUUGACACGUUAUCAAGGCGUCAACCUGUAUGUUAAAAACUUGGAUGAUACUAUUGAUGAUGAACGUCUCCGUAAAGAAUUUGCUCCCUUUGGAACUAUCACUUCAGCUAAGGUUAUGUUGGAGGAUGGACGCAGUAAAGGUUUUGGAUUUGUUUGCUUCUCAUCUCCAGAGGAAGCUACUAAAGCUGUAACAGAAAUGAAUGGUCGUAUUGUUGGAACAAAGCCUUUGUAUGUUGCUUUAGCUCAGCGCAAAGAAGAUCGAAAGGCCCACUUAACUUCACAAUAUAUGCAAAGAAUGGCCAGCAUGCGCAUGCAGCAAAUGGGCCAAAUAUUCCAACCGGGUGGUGCAGGAGGAUAUUUUGUUCCAACAAUUCCUCCAGCUCAAAGAUUCUAUGGCCCAGCUCAGAUGACUCAAAUAAGACCAUCGCCGCGUUGGACUGCACAGCCACCUGUCAGACCCAGUACUCAAACAGCUGCUUCAGGAUAUCCCAAUAUGCAAGCGCCUUUCCGACCUGCACCUAGGGCUCCAACACAAGCAGCACUUCGUACAUCUCUUGGGGCUAGACCUAUUACAGGACAGCAAGGUGUGGCUGCUGCAGGCUCUAUUCGUGCUCCACUUGUUACGCAGAGUGGCCGCCCUGCAGGUUAUAAGUACACUGCUAACAUGCGCAAUCCGCCAGCUCCACAACCGGCUGUGCAUAUCCAGGGCCAAGAACCCUUAACAUCGACUAUGUUAGCUGCUGCUCCGCUUCAAGAACAAAAGCAAAUGCUUGGAGAACGUUUGUUCCCACUAAUUCAAAGGAUGCAUCCAGAUUUGGCUGGAAAAAUUACAGGAAUGCUUUUGGAAAUUGAUAAUUCAGAACUACUACAUAUGUUAGAACAUGGAGAGUCACUGAAAGCUAAGGUUGAUGAAGCCGUUGCAGUUUUGCAAGCUCACCAGGCUAAACAACAAGCUACUAAAAAAGAAUAAGGAUAAAGGCCAAAUAUAAUACUGACCAGAUUUUAAGAUACAAGAACCCAUAACAUGUUCUUGUUAAUUAUACUGCUUUGAACAUCUUACAUUGUUAAUCCCGCUCAUAAAAAAAAAUACAUAAAUAAAAAUUGAAAAAAAAAAAAAAGUGGAUUGCACUCCUUCCAAAUAAUUAUAUAAUAACAUUAUUAUACCCAAUAUUAGAGUGCAAUUCUGCAAACAAAAAUAAGAAACUGUCAACAUUUCUAUAUUUGAAAGAGUAUUCUGAACUCGUAAGACUUUUUACAUUAACUGAGAAGUUUGGUUUAAGUUUUUCAUUAGCUUUUUAUUUCUAUUGUAUCUCUAGAAGGGGAUUUAGUUGGCUUUAUGUUCUUUCAAUUUCAUUCUUUUAUCUUUAAUCGGUUUUACAUUUGUAUGAUACCAUGGAUUGUAAACUUGGUCUCGUUAUGUAACUGAUUCAAUAUUCCUUUAUGAUUUGUUACAUAUAUUUUGUGGAAGUUUCACAUUAA